ACGACCAUGCGCGCUACUGAGAUUAUCGUCGCUGCGAAAUUGUAUUCGAAACGAUGCUAGCGCCAUGAUACGAUAAUAUAAUGUCUUGAUAUGUCUUCGCUCGUGCAAUCGAUAGGUUACGUUUCACGAUUUCUUAUUACUUUUAUUUACGUUGUUUUUUCUAUGAUACGUAAUCGCGAACUUUUCAAGAAGUCUAAAGUCAAAAAUUUAGUCGGCUAAAAUUACUUAUUUCGAUUUGAUUUUUCAUAAUGAGAUUGCUGCAACGUUACAAUUUUUUACCGUAAAGUUCAUUCUCAUGAAAUAGUCACGCCACUUCCAUAAACUAUGUAAAUUCACUUUUAACGCGAGCAAGCGCUCGUUUAAGUAAGUUGCGUGUGAUGCACACGACAACGCGAAAUGACAUUUAAUUGAACCACGGUGAUAUAUAUACAUAGUUUGUAAUUGACAUAUGUCAUGCCCAGUGUUUUUUGUAUUAAAGAUUAGAAAUUUUACGAAAUUGUACAAGUAUGUGUAAUAUAUAUAUUUUGUCAGACUGAGAAACGUCAUAAAACUGACAGUAUUGUAUCUACAUAUGCGGACGUUGUAAAAUUGAAUUAUAACCUACUUGUAAUAUGUUGCAUUUAUUAAGAGAGAAUUUUGGAAAAUUAUACUAUUUGCGUUAAAUUGCUGUAUAAUUCAGAACAAUGGACAACUUAUCCGACUCGCUCAAAGGAGAAUUAGAUUCUGUUACGUCGACAGAUUCUCUGCAAUUAAUAACUGACGAAUUUCACAUUAGACAUUUAUCAACGCCGGACGUUUCGAACAUAGAGUUAUCGAAGCGUGUUGCAUUACUAGAGUUGGAGAAUGAACGGCUUCGAAUAGAUUUAGAAAACAUGCGUAUUGAACUUAAUGCCAGAAUUGCAGCCAACGAAGGACUCAAAGGCAAAAUAACGGAACUGUACGUGGAAAUGCAGUUGGUCGUUCAGGAGAAACAAAAAUUACAGAAUACAUUGACAGACGUAAGAAAUCAUUUAGAUGCAUCGGAAGCAUCUGUAAAAUGGUAUCAAUCUCAAGUAUAUGAUCUGCAAGCGAGCAAGAAAACUUUGCAGUUGGAAAUUGAUACUUAUCAAAGAAUUCUGCAGCGCAGACAACAAACAAUAGCAAGUAUAAAUACCAGGUACAAGCAAUUGAACGUAGAUUAUAUGGAACUUCUUCAAAAACAUCAGAAAGAGAAGCAAGAUUUAGAAUGUGAGGUACAAAAUUUAAAGACGCAAAGUCAGUCGAACAGUAUUUCAGAGUCAUUGGAUGUUAGUACAUCCAAUUCUCCAGAUGUCUCCACGAAGUUAGAAUUAACAGAAGAUGAACUAAGAGGAACAAGGACUGAAUUGAAAACAUUGGAAAAACGACUGUUAGGCAAUGAAGUUUCCAAAGCAUUGAUGGAAAACGCUUUGGCUAAGCAACGUAUAUUGAUUGCAACUAUGGAAGAAAAUGUACAGAAAUGUGAAACUGAAAAAAAUCAAACUGCUGAUACUUUACGUAAGACGCAACUUGAGAUUCAAAAGUUGAAAUCCGAGAACGAAACAUUGCAGACUACUCUGUUUUCUUCCAAGCAGGAACAAAGUCAAAUAGAAGAUGCAAUCUUCCAGUUGCGAUUACAGUUAACUAAAAUGAUUGCACAGUACAAGCUUUUGAAAUCAAAAAAUGUGGAAGCAGAGGAAAAAUUGAAUUCCAUGCAAGAUGUAAUGAAUGAAAAUAAACAUUUAAAGACAUUAUCAUAUGAAGCUAAUACUGCUUUAAUCAGAAAACUUAGACAAGAAAAACGGAAAGUUAAAAAUUUACAAAAUAAACUUCAUGGAAUUCAAAUAAAGGGUCAUUUAACCACUAUGGAUUUAAAAGAUCAAUUAAAGGCAUUAGCAAAAAAUUCAGAUGAAAGUAUUGAUGAAGGAUAUGGUGAAAACAGUAUUGUUAGUUCUGUUUCUAUAGACAUUCCAUCACCAAAAUCCAUCAAUCCAGUAUUAUUAGAUGCAGCUUCUAAUAUUUUGCUGCAAUGUAAAGAUCUAUUUAAACCAAUACAUACAGAACUUGAACAAUUGAAAUUAAAACUUAAUAAAGUAAAGGAACAAUGCACUACAUAGUAUUCAAUUAUCUUUUAAGUUAUUAAUUAUUUUUAAUCAUUCGUAAUUCUAUUCUAUUCUAUUCUGUUCUAUUAUAAAUUAUUUUAUUAUACAUUCAUCAAAGGAGAUGGCUGGUUAGUAGAGUUAAAUAUUCGUUAAAAAUUAAUUAAAUUGUAAAUAUAUUAAAUUAUUGUUAUUCUUAUAAAUUGACUGUUAUAAUUGUUCUAAGUUGAAAAUUAAUUGUAUAAAUGUUUUAUCAAAAUUAACAAGUUGUAUAUUUCUAAUCAAAAAUAA
This is a messenger RNA of Heterotrigona itama, 2387 nucleotides long. The record is from the annotation of a GenBank genome assembly. Lineage: Eukaryota; Metazoa; Arthropoda; Insecta; Hymenoptera; Apidae.